GUGCCAAGUGCUCACUUCCGCCCGUGUGGGGAACCCCGGAGCGGAUAUAGCGGCCCCGGUUUCCGGUCUAGCUCCUUUUCGGCCGCGGCUGCCUCCACGCGAACAUGCCUCUGGCGAAAGACCUGCUGCAUCCCUCCCCCGAGGAGGAGAAGCGGAAACACAAGAAGAAGCGUCUGGUCCAGAGUCCGAACUCCUAUUUCAUGGAUGUGAAGUGUCCAGGUUGCUAUAAAAUCACCACUGUAUUCAGCCAUGCUCAGACUGUAGUUCUGUGUGUUGGCUGCUCAACUGUGCUGUGCCAGCCCACUGGAGGAAAGGCAAGGCUUACAGAAGGAUGCUCCUUCAGACGAAAGCAGCACUAAAGGGAAGUGUGUCUGAGAUGGGUGAGACUACCUGCGCAGUUGGCUGCACAGACACAUACAGAUGGUUCAAGAGCAUGGGAUUCAGCCACAGAGCAACAUAAGUGUCAAGAUGUGAACAGAAGGCUUUAAAGAUGUCUCUAGAAUGUGAGGGGAGAACAUGACUUUCAUACUGUCCCUGUAGCCUCACCCAUCUGACUGUCAAUAAAUUUUGGAUAAAAUACA
Molecule: messenger RNA, 581 nt
Organism: Mauremys mutica (yellowpond turtle)
Lineage: Eukaryota; Metazoa; Chordata; Testudines; Geoemydidae
Gene: RPS27
Product: ribosomal protein S27
Exons: 4
Coding region: 105-359 (84 amino acids)
Biological process (GO): ribosomal small subunit assembly; translation
Cellular component (GO): cytosolic small ribosomal subunit; ribosome
Molecular function (GO): RNA binding; structural constituent of ribosome
Source: RefSeq, a predicted model, not a curated record